Messenger RNA from Cynara cardunculus var. scolymus (artichoke), 1659 nucleotides. Its product is annotated as xylulose 5-phosphate/phosphate translocator, chloroplastic. The record is from RefSeq and is a predicted model, not a curated record. Gene Ontology annotation, cellular component: Golgi apparatus. Gene Ontology annotation, molecular function: antiporter activity; phosphoglycerate transmembrane transporter activity; triose-phosphate transmembrane transporter activity. NCBI's taxonomy places the organism in Eukaryota, Viridiplantae, Streptophyta, Magnoliopsida, Asterales, Asteraceae. The coding region runs from base 176 to 1450 and encodes 424 amino acids. The transcript has a single exon.
CGUACCCACAGACCGCUAGGUUCCAAGAGUUGAACACACACCAACGCCACUCUUACUUUGCUUUGCUUUGCUUUGCUUUCCUCCGAGUCCACCCCUUUGAUCAAAAGGGUUUCUUCCCAAAUCUCUCUUUUCAUCAAUCUUUGAUUUCGAUUUCGAGUAUUUAUAAUCGGAAAAGAUGUUGUUGAAUCUUCUUCCAUCGUCAUCUGUCACUUUCUCAAAGUCACACCAUAAAUACCCCAUUAAUAAUCCUUCGAAUCUUGCAUCCAAAACCUCCAUUCCUCAUCGAUUGACGCAAUCGAAGUUGAAAGUCUCAAUCUUGAACCAAAUCCACAACCACCCAUUUGAACAUCCUUCUUCAACACCCACUUCUCAGAUCUAUGGUGUCAGCAAGUUUCUCAAAACCCCAUUUCGAUUUGGGAGUUUUGGGGGCAAACCCACUUCACAGAUCGUUAAAUCAGCCUCUGAAAGUUCUGAAACGCCCCAAGAUUUGACCCCAGAUGGAGAAAUUGAAAAGAAAUCGAACAAAACUCUUCAGCUUGCGAUUGUAUUUGGGUUUUGGUACUUCCAGAACAUUGUUUUCAAUAUCUACAAUAAGAAAGCUCUCAACAUUUUCCCAUAUCCAUGGCUUCUUGCUUCGUUUCAGCUCUUUGUUGGUUCUUUAUGGAUGUUGGUGCUUUGGGGUUUCAAGCUUCAACCUUGCCCCAAAAUUGACAAAUCUUUCAUAAUCGCUCUUCUUGGCCCUGCUCUGUUUCACACAAUUGGUCACAUUUCUGCUUGUGUUUCAUUCUCUAAAGUUGCUGUUUCUUUCACUCAUGUUAUCAAAUCGGCCGAACCCGUUUUCUCCGUCGUCUUUUCGUCGGCCCUCGGAACCACUUACCCUCUAUCCGUUUGGUUAUCAAUUUUGCCAAUUGUUAUGGGUUGUUCUUUAGCUGCAGUUACUGAGGUUUCCUUCAAUCUUGGUGGGUUAUGGGGUGCUUUGAUCAGCAAUGUGGGAUUCGUUCUUCGGAACAUUUACUCGAAAAAGAGUUUGCAGAACUUUAAACAAGUAAAUGGAUUGAAUCUAUACGGUUGGAUCACGAUCCUUUCGUUCUUUUACCUGUUUCCGGUGGCGAUUUUUGUCGAAGGAUCUCAAUGGGUUCCGGGGUAUUACAAAGCAAUCGAAACCAUUGGAAAACCAUCUACAUUCUAUCUAUGGGUGAUGCUAUCUGGGGUGUUUUACCAUCUUUAUAACCAAUCUUCUUAUCAAGCACUCGAUGAUAUCAGUCCGUUAACGUUUUCAGUUGGAAACACGAUGAAACGGGUGGUUGUGAUCAUUUCGACUGUGUUGGUUUUCAGAAAUCCAGUUAGGCCAUUGAAUGGACUUGGAUCUGCCAUUGCUAUCUUGGGUACUUUCUUGUAUUCACAGGCAACAUCAAAGAAGAAGGCUGCAGUUGAAAAGAAGGAGGAUUAAGGAGGCUUCCAUAUGGGUUCAUUUCUUUUUUCUUACUUGUUAGAACUUUUGGGUAUUGAAUCCUAGUUUUAGAAGUUAAUUUGGGGGUGGGGGGUGGUUACUUUGUGCUUGGUUGAUUGAACUAGGGUUAGUUCUUGUUGUGGCUCUGAUGUUAGACUUUGGUAUCAAUCAUACUUUUCAUGAGCAAAUUGAAUCAAGAAUCUUUUCAA